GGUAAAUUCUGUAUCCAAUGGGCAGAUACGAGGAGAUGCAUAUACCACAGGGUGCAUGGGACGAACAGGUGCACGCAUUUGGAUGUUCAUUGGAUUCUUAUUGGCUUUUGGCUCUUUGAUUGCGGCAAGUUGGAUUCUGUUUGGUUUCUAUGUCGUUGGCAAUGUAAACCCGGACUGGCCUGGGAUUGCAGUUUUCUUGCAGAAUGCUCUUAUCUUUUUUAGUGCUUUUUUGUACAAGUUUGGUCGGACAGAAGAUCUCUGGGGAUGA
Candidula unifasciata is the source of this 268-nucleotide messenger RNA. The record is from the annotation of a GenBank genome assembly. Lineage: Eukaryota; Metazoa; Mollusca; Gastropoda; Stylommatophora; Geomitridae.